CAACCUGACCAGUUCGAAUUCGAACUUGAAAAAGCGCUCUCUUCUCUUUGCCCACCGAAACUGGAACUGAAACCUCUCUCUCUCUCUCUCUCUCUCUCUCUCUCUCUCCGCUUUUGAAACCUCAUUUUCCCGCGGUUUCUCGACUCACAGUCACACAAACACACAGGCACUUUUUCUACGGCGAAGAUGGAAGCUCUGUACGCGAAGCUCUACGAUAAGUACACUAAACUCAAGAAGAGAAAAUGGUCUGAGUUGGAUAAGCUAAAUAAAGAUCAAGAAGUGAAAUUUGUGACUUAUGUGAAUGCUGCAGAGGAGCUGAUACAACACCUGAAAAACGAAAAUGACCAGUUGCGUGCUCAGGUUGAUGACUUGAGAAGUGAAGUGUCUUCGAUUAGGUCCGCCAAAGAUGAUCAAUUUACUGAAUUCCAAAAUCGUUUAAUGGAAGAGAGCCAGAAGAAUAAAGCUCUUUCUGAAGAAGUAGAGAAGCUCAGUGUACUACAACUAGAGGGAAAUUUUGGCAGUUCAAGGGUUGGCAGAAAUGACAACGGACGUCUGAAUACACCUAAAGUUACAAGAUCAGUGUCCAACAGCCCAUACAGAAUAAUGACCAGAAGACGUAGCAGGCUUUUUAGUUCUGAGAGUCAAGAUGAUGCCAUGCAAGUGCAACAAGAAUCAGAGAAAAAUUUAUUAACAGAAACUGUGCCCAGUGGUGCUCUCUUAAAUGUUCAGCAGCCGGAAUGCUGUAGAAGAACUGCUAACACAUCAGGUGGUGGAAUGAAUGAAAGGGGCUCAGUUAACUGCUUGUUUCAAGCUUUUGUUGAGUACUUGGUGGGUAUGAAACUAUCUGCUGUUACUCAAACUGAGGGAAUGUCUAUUUCAGCCCUGCACCAAUCAAGUGGGUACUCAUUCAGUCUUACAUGGGUAGACACAGCUGCUGGAGAGGAAGCAGAACUGUUGUACCGUGUCUCAUCAUUGGGGACAUUUGAGAGAGUAGCACCAGAAUGGAUGAGAGAGGUCAUUCUCUUCAGCACAAGCAUGUGCCCUAUCUUCUUUGAAAGGGUAUCCCGUGUCAUCAGACUGCACCACUAAUGGUCCUCUUCUUAGUUUAGAUUGUUGUUUUUGACAAUCUGAAAUACUGCAAGUAUUUGUAAAUCAACACCUGUGGCAAUGGACUUGCGAUGGGCUAGUCUAAUUAUCUUCUUGCUGUAGAUUAGGUAGUGGUAUGGUAGAUUUUCUCGUAGAUUAGGGAACUUCAAGAAAACUUUGUGAUCUUCUAUGUAAAUUCAAUGACUCAGAUAUAUUGGUUGACAGUAUGAAUUUCUAGAGAUAAACAAAUCUCAGAAUGUAUUUGAUAUACAACUUGCUUAUAUAAAAGCAGUGGUUAUCUUUAAAACUUA
Messenger RNA from Quercus robur (English oak), 1397 nucleotides. RefSeq lists its product as uncharacterized. Lineage: Eukaryota; Viridiplantae; Streptophyta; Magnoliopsida; Fagales; Fagaceae. The transcript is spliced from 9 exons. The record is from RefSeq and is a predicted model, not a curated record. Gene Ontology annotation, biological process: developmental process involved in reproduction. Bases 187 to 1089 code for a protein of 300 amino acids.